UGGUAAAAUCCAAUAACAUUUACUGUCUGACAAAUUAAAAACGGUUUUUAGAAACCAUAUUAGAUCAAGAAAAAACUAUUACACUCACAUUAGGAAAAGAAGAAACCUGGAAUUCAAAGGCAAAUUAUGAAUUUAACAUACUACUCCGAGUCGGAUAAACAACUUUUUAAGGAUCUACAAUCGACAAGUGUUUUACUAAUUGUGGUAGAAAUCUUCUUCUAUCUUUCGGUGAUGGUUGUUGGAGGAGUCGGCAACUCAGCAGUGAUUUGGAUAGUUUACAAGAAACGUCAGAUUAGGAACUCUACGUACUUUCUCAUCGGCUCACUUGCUUUUUCAGACGUGCUCUUGUUCCUGAGUGCUGGCUGGGAAUCUAUUGUUGUUCUCGUUGAACGAAGAUGGGUACUUGGGCAUUUUAUUUGUCAAUUCCAAGGCUAUUCUGUACUAAGCUUAGCAUGCGCCUCUCUCCUCACAAUGGCUCUGACAGCACUCAAUCGAUAYUUUAAAGUUGUUCGACCCAACAACUAUGAAAAGUGUUUCUCACCRUCACGAACGAAGAUAUUGAUUAUAUCUACAUGGGUGRUGGCUUAUAUUGAGCCUUUACCGUACGUACUGUCUGGCAAAAUCUACAUUUUUCAUCCWGGGAAGUUAUUCUGCUUCCAAGAAAAACAAUUUUCAGUGACAACUUUUCUUCCAUUUGUAUUCAUCAGUGUUCCAAUGGUUGUGAUCUCUAACUGUUACWKUUUGAUUUUCAAGAAACUUAGAAAGCAUCGAAAYAACAUYAAACAAUUGAAAGAAGGAGACGGUUGUUCGACUAGGGCGAGCAUUGAAGAUAUCAAAGCAACGCGAACUCUCUUUUUAACUGUAGUUGGAUUCAUGAUAUGUUGGGCACCCAUUUCAAYCAUCGACAUCAUCAACUUCGUUUCGGGAGAUUCGGRAAUGCCUCGGCAAGUCUACGUAAUGUACACUUUCCUCGGCAAUGUGUCGGCUAUGAUCAAUCCGAUCAUAUAUGGGGUUAUGAAUAGAGGGUUUAGGAAAGAAUACAGAAACCUUAUAGGCUGUAAAAGGAGAAGAAGGAAGAUUAUUGUGAUGCCUUUCAAAGGUACGCAAAUUAAAGCGGCUCCGCGAAACGGCUGUGACUUUGAACUAAAUUGUAAAACAAAAAACUAAAUAGAAWCAAACAGCGUUAACCCUGGUAGAGUGAGAUCUGUAAACCCGUGAAAUGGAUAUUGCGCUAAUACASCUUAUCUAAUUAUACUGUUUUCUUUUGUGAUAUUUGACUAUCACACUUUAAUACGUAGUCUUGUUUUAUUUCACGGGUUUAAAGAGCUCGCUUUAAUUUGUGKGAAACAUAGCAAGCAGUACCAUUUAUAGUACUAAGCGAUAUCUGAGUAUUUUUWAUCAGACACCAUACACCUUAGAUAAAGAUUGAGGUUCUAUAAGUUUCCCUUUGAUAAUGGCAGUAAAAUAUAGUCAUUAUCAUUGAAGAACACUAAAAAACACUUUAUCACAAUCACAACUCAUGCAGUAUAUAUAAACCCGCGUAUAACAACCUGGAUUGUUUAUAUACUGGUUCUUAAAGAAAAUUUACGCAACCAAGUUUCUUAAAAAAAACUCUUUUAUAUGUUAAUAUGAAUUUCAUUAAAAUAUAUUAUGUUUAUUA
This is a messenger RNA of Exaiptasia diaphana, 1660 nucleotides long. Its product is annotated as 5-hydroxytryptamine receptor 1B-like. The record is from RefSeq and is a predicted model, not a curated record. NCBI's taxonomy places the organism in Eukaryota, Metazoa, Cnidaria, Anthozoa, Actiniaria, Aiptasiidae. The coding region runs from base 127 to 1167 and encodes 346 amino acids. Gene Ontology annotation, molecular function: G protein-coupled receptor activity. Gene Ontology annotation, cellular component: membrane. The transcript has a single exon. Gene Ontology annotation, biological process: G protein-coupled receptor signaling pathway.